AUGGAGCGAUUCCUAAGGACUGUGAUCCGCGGCGAUCGCGGUGCGCCACCUUUCACCUUGAGCCCAGAGACUGCUACAGUAGCGGAGACUCGGACGAAGAACUUGGGAGCGAAUAGCUCUUUAAACGCUCCUUGGCCAAAGGAGUUGGGUGGCGAGACCGGUGGCACCACCGUCACGGUGACGUUCCGCCCUCGUCGGCCCAACAGCCUCUUCCGAGAGAAGGUGCUGGUCCCGCCUCCCGAGGGAUUCGGCCGUUGGAGCGCGGUUCAUGUGGAGCGCGGGUGGAGCGCGGGUGGAGCGCGGGUGGAGCGAGGAGAAGAGGUGAAACGUCAUGUUCAAUUUGUUUGCACUACAAACCGCUUUUUGAGACGCUUGAUGUGGCAUCCUUCAGCCAUCCUUCAGCCAUCAUGGGGCGAGGCCUAUUGCCUUCAUAGCAUGGACUUCACCUCCUUCGGGCGGCAGGAGGCACAGGCUGAGGCUGCCUUCCUGGACUCCCUGGCUGUAGGCACCGGCGCGACGGUGACGGCCUCGGGCGGCUUCGAGUACCCCUCCGCACAGCCGAAGGACGGGAUCAAACGGAAGUUCACGUCCCGUUCGGGACCGGAGCAGAAGUCAGAGUUUUCAUUAGUCUUCGAGCGUGGAGAGAAGCUGAAGAUCUGUGGCCCACCCGUCGCCCGGUGGGGCAUGGAGACCCGACGAGACCGGGCGGAGACGGGCAGAGGAAAGAAAGUGGUCAUCUGCUUCUUGGCCGGCAGCUCCAUUGCUCAGAUCCUCUUCGCACAACUGCAGCCAGUGCUGGCAUUCCUGGGGGAACGCAUCCACAUUCUGGAGCUGCUGGGGCUUUUGGGCUGGGGUCUAUGGAUUGUUCACAUUGGCCUUCCAAUGCUCGGCUGGUCCUUCGUCGUCAUCAGCGUUUUGCCCGGCUGGCCCUUCGCGGUCUACGACCUCGUCCAGAUGGGCUGGAAGGAGGGGCGUCGACGUGUGAUGAUGGCAAUGAUUGGCCUUCAUCAUUUGCAGGAGUAUCAUGGCUCGGCAGCUUCUCCCGAAAUGGAGCUUUUCUCGAGCAUUUUGGCGAAGGUUCCGCAGAUGGGGGUCAUUUCCAUGGCCAGCGCUGAGGGUCGAGACGUCCUCAUGUCCGGUUGGAAGGAGAAUGGCUUCUUCCGCUUCGUCACGCUCUUCUAUGCCUUCCUUUCCGGCCUCUCCAUUGCUGUGGCCUCCUAUGCAUGCGUGGAUGCUGUAGAGCAGCCGUCUCACGAGGCCCUGGGCAUUGAGGAAGCUUUAGCCUCGCAGAUCGAUGGGUGGAUCAGCCGUCUUGUGUCAUAUCUCAUUCAUGCCAUUGACACCUUGACGGUGGUGACCGUGGUGGGCGCGGUGGGUGCUCACAGUGACCGCGAAGCAUUCUGGAUGUGGCUUUUCUCCUUGUGGCUGGUCACGGGUUUGCUCCCGGCACUGGUAGCACCACCCCCCAUGCCCACACUGCGGCCAGCCUUGCCGAAGCAUGGACUGAAGGCGUUCUGUCACAAGUUUGCCGUGAGCAUCCUCUUGGUGGCCUCGCCGCCCACGGAGUUUAUGCCUUUGUUGCGCGUGACAAAGCAGCGUGUGUGGGCCGCGGCCUGCUUGGUGCGGGCAGUGUGGGUCCUGGCGUCCGCCAUGGUGGUGCCGACCUUGCGACGACCGUUGUUCGCGGGCCUCGAAGUGAUCCACGUGGUGGUGCUGGGCGCUCUGGGCAUUGCCUUGGUGACAACCAUCAUCAACCAUCACUGGUUUGAUGGCACGAACACUAGCGGCUGCUCCUGCAUGGUUCCAUGCUUGGCCAGAAGCUUCUCCGUCUUUUUUGCCUGGCCUACCACAUCCUUUGUGACCUACCAUCCGACUUUGCCUUGGUCGACGCACGCUUGGGAGCCGCUUCGGGACUGCCGCCCGACCCUGACGCAGUGCCAGGUGUUCUUCAAAUGCAAGUCGAAGACGCUCUCCAAAGCCAGGCCUCGAGAUUGCAUUCGAUUCAAGAUGAUCAAAGCGAGCCUGAGGUUGACCAUCCACAGCAGCCGCCUUCCUUCUCCAAGCGGAAGCAGGACCAGGCAACAUGUACUCGCAGCCAGGAGGACAUUCUGUGCCAUCCAGCGGAGUACCUGGAGCACACACUGCACAACACCGGCGUGA
Durusdinium trenchii is the source of this 2160-nucleotide messenger RNA. Lineage: Eukaryota; Dinophyceae; Suessiales; Symbiodiniaceae. The record is from the annotation of a GenBank genome assembly.